UGACCUUCAGCGUCAAGAAUUAGCAAUGGCAAGGAGAUAUUACAGCCUCACUCAGAUGGAGCAAGAGAAAUGCAGGGCUUUGGUGGAUGACUACCUAUCUGGAAGUAGAAUUGAAUUUGAAGGGGUUUUGCUAGAACUCAUCUACUUCUUUAGUGUAAAACGCUGUUGGACUCCACGUCGUUACGAGCAAGAGAGUGCACUUCUUGUGAUUGAAGUGUGCACGAUCAUGGAGGAUCACAUACGAUACAUUUGGAACAAUUUUCAGAAUAGUGACCAGGUACAUGUACCGGAAGCAUUGCGUGGUUUGCUUAGGGCAGGAGCCAUGGGUUGUAUGACAGUACCGAAAUUUCAAGACGAGCUUCAGCUAAUCCAUUCUGGUAAGACUUCUAUCAUAUACAUGUGAUAGAUUACAGGGUCUUUAGGAAAGAAAGGGGUCUAAAUAUGCUUUUUGUAAGGACCUGUUGUUAACU
Molecule: messenger RNA, 470 nt
Organism: Strongylocentrotus purpuratus (purple sea urchin)
Lineage: Eukaryota; Metazoa; Echinodermata; Echinoidea; Camarodonta; Strongylocentrotidae
Exons: 4
Coding region: 26-403 (125 amino acids)
Source: RefSeq, a predicted model, not a curated record